Messenger RNA from Pelobates fuscus (common spadefoot toad), 1064 nucleotides. It is a transcript of the gene RPL5, whose product is annotated as ribosomal protein L5. Lineage: Eukaryota; Metazoa; Chordata; Amphibia; Anura; Pelobatidae. The record is from RefSeq and is a predicted model, not a curated record. Bases 108 to 1004 code for a protein of 298 amino acids. The transcript is spliced from 8 exons. Gene Ontology annotation, cellular component: ribosome; cytosolic large ribosomal subunit. Gene Ontology annotation, biological process: ribosomal large subunit assembly; translation. Gene Ontology annotation, molecular function: structural constituent of ribosome; 5S rRNA binding.
CUUACCGCGCAUGCGCACUGCGUACGGCCUUUUCCCAGCGCUCCAGCGCCCUUACGUUUGCGCUGUGACUCUCCGGUCCUAUACUCAACGGGACAAAACACGGCGAAAUGGGGUUCGUAAAAGUUGUUAAAAACAAGGCCUACUUCAAGAGAUACCAAGUCAAGUUUCGCAGAAGGAGAGAGGGCAAGACCGAUUACUAUGCUCGCAAACGAUUGGUCAUCCAGGAUAAGAAUAAGUACAAUACUCCUAAAUACAGGAUGAUUGUGCGUGUCACCAACAGAGACAUCAUCUGCCAGAUUGCAUACGCCAGAAUCGAAGGAGACAUGAUUGUUUGUGCUGCUUAUUCUCAUGAGCUUCCUAAAUACGGCAUCAAAUGCGGCCUGACAAAUUAUGCUGCAGCUUAUUGCACAGGCCUGCUGCUGGCUCGCAGGCUCCUUAACAAAUUCGGCCUUGACAAGGUCUACGAGGGUCAGGUGGAAGUAACUGGCGACGAAUACAACGUGGAGAGCAUUGAUGGUCAACCUGGCGCCUUCACUUGCUACUUGGAUGCUGGUCUCACACGAACCACCACUGGAAACAGAGUCUUUGGUGCUCUGAAGGGGGCUGUGGAUGGAGGCUUGUCCAUUCCUCAUAGUACGAAGCGUUUUCCUGGCUACGACUCUGAAAGCAAAGAGUUCAACGCCGAGGUUCACCGCAAGCACAUUCUGGGCCAGAAUGUAGCUGAGUACAUGCAUCUUCUGAUAGAGGAAGAUGAGGACGCCUACAAAAAACAGUUCUCACGAUACAUUAAGAACGGCAUCACCCAUGACCAGGUUGAGGACUUGUACAAGAAAGCACAUGCAUCCAUCCGAGAAAAUCCAGUGCACGAAAAGAAGCCCCCGAGAGAAGUUAAAAAGAAGAGGUGGAAUCGUGCCAAAUUGUCUGUGGAACAGAGGAAAGACCGCAUUGCUCAGAAGAAAGCCAGCUUCCUCCGAGCUCAGGAGAAAGUUGCUGCAGACAGCUAAACUGGGCACUCUUCUAUUUUCUAUGGGAGUCUCAAUACAAAUAAAUAUAUUGACAUCACG